AUUUUAAAGUGCAUUUUUCUAAUUUAACUGCAGUAUUAGCGGACUUUGACCCCCUGGGAAGCGAUUAAAGCUAAAUGCUUAGGUCAACACUCUAAAAAAUUAGUGGUUUAGCAAAAUGGCAUCGCACUGGGAAGAUUUUUACGCCACCCAUUUACCACCCCCUGAUUUCGAAGACAACAGAAGCAUUCUGAAAGAAUUCUGCGAAAGGCACAAAAAAAUCGGUCAGAGAAUCGUCCUGAUAACAUCUGGGGGCACUACGGUGCCGCUGGAGCACAAUACAGUGCGGUUCGUGGAUAAUUUCAGCGCUGGGACUCGAGGUGCGGCCUCCGCGGAGUAUUUUUUGGAGCAUGGGUAUACAGUUAUUUUUAUGCAUCGAUUAAAGUCUCUGGAGCCCUUUACGAGGCAUUUUAACGGGCAAAAGUUGAUGGAUAUGCUAGAGUUGGAUGAAAGAGGGCCCAAUACAUCCAUUACAGUAAAACCUGACAGCGUAGAUGUGCUAGCCCCUGUUUUAGCGAGGUAUAAACACGCUCAAGAAUGCGGUAGAAUACUUUAUAUCAAUUUUACAACCAUAUCAGACUACUUUUGGCUGCUACGAGCUGCCUGUGAAUGUCUUGCUACAUUCGAAUCAUCAGCAUUGCUUUAUUUGGCCGCUGCAGUUUCAGAUUUUUAUGUACCUUCCAACGAAAUGCCUACCCACAAAAUUCAAUCAGGUUCAGGUGUUCCGAACAUUCAGUUGCAACUAGUGCCAAAAUUACUUGCACCUUUAGUUAGUUUGUGGGUGCCACAGGCUUUUGUGGUGUCUUUUAAGCUAGAAACUGAUGAACACAUUUUAAUUCCCAAAGCUAGAAGCGCGCUUAACAAUUACAAGCAUAAGCUUGUGAUUGGUAAUAUUUUGCAAACGCGCAGCUCAAGGGUGGUUUUCGUAACGCCAGACAACAACUACGAGGUAGUUUUAACAAGAGAACAGCAACUAAACGGCAUGGAAAUCGAGGACGGUAUAGUUUCGAACGUUAUUAUAAGCCACACUGAAUUCAUGAAAAACUCCAAAUAUUGAUUGGUGAAUGUUUUGAGCUCAAUUAUCUAUGUUUAAUGUUGUUUUUCCGCGCAAACCGGGAUCAGAAAUAUGUAAGAAAUUCUAGAUAAUCAUUUUCGAAUCAGGGUAUAAGUUCUAUAGAAGUUGUUAAUUGUUUGAAGAAAUAGUUCCUAUGUACACACCAAAUGAUUAUUCAAUUUUUUAAUUUAAAGCUACGAUGCCGUAUUGUGCAAAAUCGGCAAUGUUGUUUUUUUAC
Brassicogethes aeneus is the source of this 1289-nucleotide messenger RNA. Lineage: Eukaryota; Metazoa; Arthropoda; Insecta; Coleoptera; Nitidulidae. The record is from the annotation of a GenBank genome assembly.